Molecule: messenger RNA, 430 nt
Organism: Cadophora gregata
Lineage: Eukaryota; Fungi; Ascomycota; Leotiomycetes; Helotiales; Ploettnerulaceae
Exons: 3
Coding region: 95-430 (111 amino acids)
Source: RefSeq, a predicted model, not a curated record
CAACAAGUAAAUUACAUUCCAUACUAUCUCACAGAACUUCACAUCUUCUCAAUUCGGACAUUUUCAGCCAAAGAAGCUUCAGCAAAAUCCCAAAAUGCAGUACACAACAGCCCUCACCACUAUCCUGGUCGCUGCGACUGCCACACUCUCAAGCGCACAAGGUGGAAUCGGGAAUCCAUUCUUCUCCUGUCCAGCUGGAACCACGGGUGGAUGCUGCUUGUCGUAUAAUAGUGGAGGGACUGGAGUGAACUGCGGACCUGUCGUCCCAGGCCCCAUCCCGGGCCAUGAGAAGGAAUUCGCAUGUGCUUUCCGUCCGGGAGAGUUGAAGAGUUGUUGUACAACUGGUGGUGAUGCUCCAUCCGGAUGCGUUGCUGCUCCUCCGUCUUCGACUACGCCUAUCACUACAAUUACCUUUGGGAAGAAAUUGUAG